AUGGCUGGUAUUACUGUCAAGGACGUUAACGCCCACGCUUUCAUCAAGGCCUACUCUGCUUACUUGAAGCGCACUGGCAAGCUCGAGAUCCCCAAGUGGGUCGAUAUUGUCAAGACUGGCACCCACAAGGAGCUUGCUCCCUAUGACCCUGACUGGUUCUUCGUUCGUGCUGCCUCUGUUGCCCGCCACAUCUACAUCCGCAAGUGCGUUGGUGUUGGUGCCUUGAAGAAGGUCCACGGUGGUCGCAUCAACCGCGGCUCUCGCCCCUCCCACCACGUUGAUGCCUCUGGUGCUAUCAACCGUCGUGUUCUCCAGGCCCUUGAGAAGAUUGGUGUCCUUGAGCAAGACAAGAAGGGUGGCCGUCGCAUCACCCAAGAUGGUCAACGUGAUUUGGAUCGUAUCGCCAUGACCUUGGUUGAGGAGGAUGAAGAGUAA
This is a messenger RNA of Lichtheimia ornata, 435 nucleotides long. Its product is annotated as 40S ribosomal protein S19. Gene Ontology annotation, molecular function: structural constituent of ribosome; RNA binding. The transcript is spliced from 4 exons. Gene Ontology annotation, cellular component: cytosolic small ribosomal subunit; ribosome. Bases 1 to 435 code for a protein of 144 amino acids. NCBI's taxonomy places the organism in Eukaryota, Fungi, Mucoromycota, Mucoromycetes, Mucorales, Lichtheimiaceae. Gene Ontology annotation, biological process: ribosomal small subunit assembly; translation. The record is from RefSeq and is a predicted model, not a curated record.